This is a messenger RNA of Nerophis lumbriciformis (worm pipefish), 1338 nucleotides long. The record is from RefSeq and is a predicted model, not a curated record. NCBI's taxonomy places the organism in Eukaryota, Metazoa, Chordata, Actinopteri, Syngnathiformes, Syngnathidae.
CGUGAAUGUAUCUCUUUGCACAUCGGCCAAGCUGGAGUACAGAUGGGCAAUGCAUGCUGGGAGCUUUACUGCCUGGAACAUGGCAUCGAGCCAGAUGGACAAAUGCCUACUAGAGGAGAUGACCUGUGCAAUACUUUCUUUCGUGAGACUAGAACUGGCAAGCAUGUUCCUAGGGUUCUCUUUGUUGACCUGGAGCCCACUGUCAUUGAUGAGGUUCGUACAGGUACCUAUCGUCAGCUGUUCUAUCCAGAGCAGAUGAUUACAGGCAAGGAGGAUGCUGCCAAUAACUACGCCCGUGGUCACUAUACCAUUGGCAAGGAGAUUAUUGAUCUGGUUCUAGAUGGAACUCGCAAAUUGGCUGACCAAUGUACUGACCUUCAAGGAUUUCUCAUCUUCCACUCCUUUGGUGGUGGUACCGGCUCUGGUUUCACAUCCCUCCUCAUGGAGCGACUUUCUGUUGAUUAUGGAAAGAAAUCAAAACUUCAGUUUGCUGUCUAUCCAUCCCCUCAGGUGUCCACAGCUGUGGUAGAGCCUUAUAACUCCAUUUUGACAACUCACACCACUCUUGAGCACUUUGACUGCACUUUCAUGGUGGACAACGAAGCAAUCUAUGACAUCUGCCGCAGGAACCUCGACAUUGAAAGGCCAACCUACACUAACUUAAACAGACUCAUUGGCCAGAUCGUGUCUUCCAUAACAGUCUCACUUCGCUUUAAUGGAGCCCUGAAUGUUGACAUAACUGAGUUCCAGACCAAUUUGGUGCCCUAUCCUCGUAUCCAUUUUCCUCUGGCCACAUACGCCCCAGUCAUCUCUGCAGAGAAAGCCUACCAUGAACAGCUGUCUGUGGCCGACAUCACCAAUGCCUGCUUCGAGCCAGACAACCAGAUGGUCAAAUGCGAUCCUCGUUAUGGAAAAUAUAUGGCUUGUUGUGUGCUGUUGUUUGUUGGUGAUGUGGUUCCUAAAGAUGUCAACUCUGCCAUUGCUGCUCUGAAGUCCAAACGCACCAUACAGUUUGUUGAUUGGUGCCCUACUGGUUUCAAAGUAGGCAUCAGCUUGCGACCUCCAACAGUGGUUCCUGGAGGAGAUCUGGCUAAGGUGCAGAGGGCUGUAUGUAUGUUAAGCAACACCACAGCCUUUGGUGAGGCAUGGGCCCGUUUGGACCGUAAAUUUGAUCUGAUGUACGCUAAGAAAGCCUUUGUGCACUGGUAUGUGGAAGAGGGAAUGGAGGAAGGAGAAUUCUCAGAGGCCAGAGAGGAUAUGGCAGCCUUGGAGAAGGAUUACGAAGAGGUUGGUACUGACAGCAUUAGGGAUGAGGAUGAAUCGGGAGAGGAGUACUGA